Messenger RNA from Schistocerca serialis cubense, 6248 nucleotides. Its product is annotated as Golgi resident protein GCP60. NCBI's taxonomy places the organism in Eukaryota, Metazoa, Arthropoda, Insecta, Orthoptera, Acrididae. The transcript has 9 exons. Gene Ontology annotation, molecular function: fatty-acyl-CoA binding. The coding region runs from base 392 to 1825 and encodes 477 amino acids. Gene Ontology annotation, cellular component: Golgi membrane. The record is from RefSeq and is a predicted model, not a curated record.
AAUGUUGACGUCUGCGUAGCUACUGUUUGUCGACAGAUUGAACAGCGAAAGAACAUCGCUGGCGGGUCGUCGUGAUGUACGGUGGAGGUGGAGUAUUGUGCGUUGGCAAGAGGGGAAAAUGAACUGUGUUUAUUAAGCUGAACUUGCACAUUCUUUAAGGGAAUGAAAACUAAUAGGAGGUAACGAGGUGCUUGAAGAUGUGUUGAAGGAAUUAGAUGUAACUGGCACUGAGAAAGGCAUCUAGUGUGCUACUGCGAAAUAACAAUACGAAUUCCAAGAGAGAAAAACUGUGGCGUCGAUUUGUGCAAGCAAAAACUGUUAUGCUCAUAGUAAUAAACAGACUCUUACAACAUAAUUCGGUACCUAUAAGUCCAAGGGGCUUAUAGAUGCAAUGGCGACGAAUGGCGAAAGCAGUCAUCUUGACAGCCAGCUAGACCGGCUAAGUAUAGGAUCCGAGGAAAGCAUAACACGUUCACACAUUGAUGGAGAGCUAAGUAAGGAGGAUGAGGAAGCCUUGGAGAAAUGGGGAUUCCAAUUGAAAGAUCUAUAUCGGCUUGCCCUUAGGUUUUAUAAAGAGAAAGAGGGCAAGGCAGUUCAGUUAUCAUACGAAGCAAAAUGUGGUUUAGUAGCAUUGACAUGCCAAGCGAGGCAUGGGCGUUACAACCCAGGAACUCUCCCACCUCUAGGUGUGCUGGAUGUUAUUGGCAGGGAUCGCAGGUUGGCGUGGCAGCAGUUGGGUACCAUGUCUCCUGAGGAGGCAAUGUGUAACUUUGUGGAGAGGCUAGACAAUCUGUGUCCAUCCUUCGCUCCAUUUAUUGAAGCUCAUAAACGAGAUGUUGAAGAGAAGGAGAGGCUAGCCCGAGAAGAGGAGGAGAGGCAAAGAGAGGAGGAUGAAAGGAGAAGGUUAGAGGAGGCGGCUCGACAGCAGGAGGAGGAGGAGAGGGCCAAGCAGGAACUGCAGAGACGCCAAAUCCAGGAAGCUCUGAACCAGCAGACAUUCCACCAGUUCAAAGCAUAUGCUGAGCAGCAGUAUCCUGGAAACCCGGAACAGCAAGCAGUGCUGGUGAGGCAACUGCAGGAGCAGCACUACCACCAGUACAUGCAGCAGCUCUACAUCCAGCAGCAGCAACAGCAGCAGCAGCAAGGGAGGGCCGUGCCCGGCGCCAUGGAUGGCGACACAGAUGAGCAGGCCAGGCUGCUGCAGCACCUCGGCUCCAACGGCACGCUGUCACCCCGGGGCGAGGACAGUGACGACGAGGACGAAAAUGGAGGUGGUCUGCCAACUCCGUCGGCUGCUUCGAUGUGGACUCGAAAGGACAUACGUGAAUUCAAGGAAGCUAUUCGAAGGGAGUCGGGAGAUGCCAUCAUAAAGGUUGGCCACGGAGAAACAGUAACGGUACGAGUUCCAACACACGAAGAUGGCACAUGCCUGUUUUGGGAGUUUGCAACAGACAACUACGAUAUUGGUUUCGGAGUAUAUUUUGAAUGGGCGAAACCAACCACCAGUCAAGUUUCUGUUCACAUCGCAGAGAGCGAAGAAGAAGAUGAAGAGGAAUUUGAUGAUGAUGAGGACAAUGAUGACCUCGGACUGGGCGACGACGUCGAGCGAGGGGGCGGUGUCGCGAGCCUGCGGGCGGCAGCGGCCGACGCGAGCCGGCCGCCACUGUCGGUGAUCGUGCCGGUGUUCCGGCGCGAGUGCCAGCUGGAGGUGUAUGCCGGCAGCCACGUGUACCCGGGCCAGGGUGUCUACCUGCUCAAGUUCGACAACUCGUACAGCCUGUGGCGCUCCAAGACUCUCUACUACCGCGUCUACUACACGCGGUGAGUGUCCGGCGGGGGAUGUGCGGGCCGCUCGUGGUGGCAUAAGUGAGGGCAGUCGAGCACUGUUCUCCUUUCUUAUUUUGAUUUGUCGUGAAGUUGAAUGCUCCGAGUAAAUGUUGUUUGAAACACGAGUGCAGAUAUCUGCUGUUUACUAAAUUUUCUGAUUUAACAUUUCUCUGAAUGUGCAAUAAAUUAGGCAGUGAAGGGUUGAAAUAUGUGUCGCAGUAGUAUCUUGUGAGACACUUUGAUCUGUACUACUGGCUGUGGUUUUCUGUUAUCUGAUAUGUUUACUGCCUAAAUAUGUUCAUUUCAGGGAACAAUAAUUUCGGUCCUGUACUUUUUAACCCGUUUGUUUUGUAGGAAACCACUAUCCCCAUUCUCGUCUGCCUUAGUGAUCUCUUAUGCUCAAAAUGGAGUAUACUUAACUUUUAAACUAUCAUUUUUGUUUCAUAUGUGCUUUAAUUUGUGCAUGUCGAUCAAACUCAGAUGUAAUAUUCUUUCCUAGCAAUUUUAACACGUGAAUUGCUUUGUAAAUGUGGGCAUGUGUAAGUUGAUACAAAAGUUGCAGAAUGUGUACAAGUAGAUUCAGUAUGUAAAUGGAAAAACUGGUGGUGUCAUUCAGAAAGAUGGAAUAUUUGUGUAUGGAUUUUUGUUAUGAAUGCUUUAAUAUUAUUAUUAUUAUUAUUAUUAUUAUUAUUAUUAUAAAUAUGAUAAUGGAAAGUCUCAAGUGAAACAACACCUUUUGUCCUUCCAUUGUUGUUGUUAUUAUAUUUUAUUAUUGAACAUUAUUCUAGCCCCGGUGAUAUUUAUAGUAUACCCAUAGCCUGCCCAAUAACAGGUAGAUGGUCAUCUAUGCUGUGCUAUAAUCUGUCGAGCAGGAAUAUAUAGACACACACAUUUCUGUUAUGUUUUCACCUGUUUGAAUUGACUUGCUCUGCCUCUCGUACAAUAUCGCAUACUUUUUGUAUGUUUUGUCUGGUUACAUGUGUGGACAGUUGAUUAUACGUGCAGUCUUCCUUGAACCAAAAUUCUGUAAGAGGUUUUAAAUGAGCAGAAAAAGCUUGCAGGAAAAAUUCAAAACUCAUUCAUGGGUAACGGAGAACUAUAUUACAUUUUGCUUGUGGCAGUUAAGCGUUGUAUUUGAUUUGGAAGUGGCCCUACGAAAAGACCCAUCUUCUAUGUCAAUGUAGACGAAUAACUAGGCACUGUGAACUGAAGCUGCAGUCAGUUUCUUCUUCUUCUUCUUCUUCUUCUUCUUCCUCUUCUUCACUUCAUGUAUUAGGCAAAUUGCCUGGUGCAGUACUCCAUGUCUUGUAUUGCCUUCCUGCAUACCUUCUUCCAGUGCAUUAGUAAUUCAGAGACUUUACAUGGAAUGUUUCCCCACCCAAACAGUCUACAUGUUCCAUCCGUUUUAUUUUAUUUUUUUGGUUUAGCUUGUCUAUUCCUAAAUCUUUCUUUAUGCCCUCAUUUCAUUUACCAUCUUCUUUUGUACAUCCUUCCACUCGUCCUACAAACCCGAUUUAUUGAGCUGGCAUUCAACUUCCUUGGUGUAUUGUUGUUGUCACCCAUACCCGUCCUUCCCCUUCCCUGUCAGUAUCUUUUAGAAUUAGGUUACUGAGGAAAAUUUGAUGUCUGUUAAAACAGUGUCUCUCUUCACAGUUGACCUGAUGACAAAUGUGUUAAAACAGUGUCUCUCUUCACAGUUGACCUGAUGACAAAUGAAAAAAGUGUGUUCGGAAGCUUUUGCACCUGGAGUCAAAUUCAAUAGAAUUCUUCUGGGUUGUAGACUGUGUCAUGUCAUAAAAUGUACCAAUAUUUUGGCCACUGUAGCAAGCAGCCUUCUUCAGGGCAUAUAAUAUGUGUUAUACAACAUGACGCCAUCAACAACCCAGGAAAUUCCAGAAACUGAGGAAAGUGUUAAGCAACACAAGAAUGACGUGCAGCUGUUUGGACCAUUCCAGCAAUAGCAGUGGAAUCUAAUAGCAAUCUAUCAUUCUGUUAUAACCUGUUAUUGCUGAUUGGUCUGAUCAUGUUCACAAAUAUGCAUGUGGCAAUCUUAAUACUUGAACUUCCAGGUUACACCUAUAACAGCCACAUUGUUUCUGAUAUGCAGCAAUAUGUGAAUACAAUGUCUGAAUUUAUUGGUGGAAUUGAGAAACUUUGUAACAGGAGUGAGAUUUUCAUCGGUAAAUGUCAUAAGUUGAUGUUUGGGAUACCACAAUAUGUUGUGUUACAGAUUGAUUGCUUAUCUCUCAUUCUUGGGUCUUAUUUUUGUGCUUGUCUAAAAGUUGAGAGACAUGUCACAGAAGCAUUGUCUGUUGGUAGUUUUGGAAAUAUUUGCAACUAAUGUCUAUUUUGUUAUUUUUGGUGCUAUACUCUGAAUUAAUAACACGUUUUUCCUAUGGAUAGAAUUGGGUGAGAGGCUGUUCUAAAGUGUCGCAUAUAUUAAUUUUACUGAGAAAAAUAUAGUGUAAAUGUUAUACAGACAUUUAAUAUCAUACUUCUAUACACUGGUAUCUACUGAUGUGUAGUAGCAUAUAUUUUUUGCUGACAGUAUGAAAGGUUAUGCUCUAUGUGUAAUACUACCAUGCUCUUUCACUACAAAUUCUUAUAAUCAUCAGAUGGCUGUACUGUUAAAAAGUUGUGAGUACUCACCUAAAUUUGUGGUAUGCCCACAUUAGUGUGUGUGUUGGUCAGUGGUGUUGUAGUGUCUUAAAUAGAUCUUUUUUCUCCAAUAAUAGGUCAUAAGGUGUCCUUCUCGUUCCAGAUGCUAAUAUUUAAAGCUUUACCAUGUUUAUUUGAAUUUACUUUCAAUUUGAACUUUGUCCCUGUAACACACACUUUUAUAUCCCAAGUUUAAGUAGGGAAAAAGGAAAUCCUCAGUUAAAUUCCUCCAAUUUUUCUUGUCUAAGUGGAAACUGACAUUUCUGGUGAAACAGUUUGUUUUCAAGAAGAAAUAAACUUCUUAAGAAAAUGAUAUAUACUUGUAUAGUCAACAUUUGAUCAGAUAUUUAGAAAAUACUUAAGAUCACCUGUCAAUCGAUCAGAAUACUGUUACACUUAAAAACAUUUUUGGUUUGACCAAGGAAAUGAAAACUAAGAGAUUUUUUAUUUUUCAAAGUAGUCCCCUUCGAGGCAAUAGUCCAGUUACUUUCCAACUUUAUAAUGUUCCCUAAAAAGUGAUAAAAUUGAGAGCAGUCUCAAUGCCAACAAGUUCUCUUAGUUUCACCUGGAUGUUGCUAAUUGGAGCAUUAUGAAUUUUUGUCACAAUAUACUCAAACAUACUAUGAAAAGCAUGUAUUGUUACUCACCAUAUAGCAGAGUGUUGAGCCGCAGACAGGCACAACAAAAAUACUACUGAACGUGUAAACUUUUGGCCCCAGCAUCCAGAGACAGUCAUCGUGUGUGUGCGCUGUGUUUGCGUGUAUGUGUAUGUUGUCUAUUUCAGAAGGCCUUCUGGCCAAAAGCUUACAUUUUUGGUAGUCCUUUUGUUGUGCCUGUCUGCGACUCAACAUUUCAGCUAUAUGGUGAGUAGCAAUCUAUCCUUUUCAUAAUAUUGUCAUUAUUCCAUUCUGGGUUUCCCAAUUCUUGAUCACCUUCAAUGAAUCCUUCUUUAAUGUCAAAUCCUACCCUUCUUUUAAAUUUGUUCAAGUUAAAUCUUAAGAUCAGUCAUUUUUUCCCAAUCGAUGAUUCAAUUUUUUCCAUUUUUUACAAAAAAAAAAAAAAAAGAGAGAGAGAGAGAGAGAGAGAGAGAGAGAGAGAGAGAGAGAGAGAGACACGGAAUUGUUUAAAUGAUUAUGAAAUACAGGCAACUAAAACUUCACUGUGUGUAUUCUAAUGACCCUUAUUUUUCCAAGAUCAUAGUAAUUUGGUCACAUUCAUGCUGUCUGAGAACUUCAAGAGAGUACCCCUCCUAAUCUCACACUUGUUAGAGGCAAGGAUCCUAAUGUGGGAAAUUGAUCACCAUUUUUAAAAGUAUUAAGUAUUGAUCAACACAGUUGGAGAGAGCAUUCCCAAAUUGAUUAGAAGCUCAUUUUACAUUUCUCAUAUACUUCCAUAGCUCCCUCAACUUUAAUGUGCAUCAAAAAGAGAUUAUUGUGAAGGAAAUAUAGAUUUAAUUUUUUUCCAACAUUUUUAAGUUUUCUGUACUUAUGUUGCUGAUUUUAUUGUGGAACACAUGCAAGUUACAAAGUUGGAGCCUCGAAUUAUUCCCUAUUGUUUUUAUUGACAAAGCUUUCAUAUGAAUAAAACCACACUAAAUUUGUGCUCAAUCCUCUCAGCAUGACCACAUGGGUCAGACUUCUUUACUUACUCCUACAGUCCUGGAGUCUGACUUAGUUACCCAAUGUCUUUUAGUAAGGCAAGGUGUAAAUUCUUUUAGGAAAGAAAUAUCAGACAGAAGAGAGAGAGAGAGAGAGAGAGAGAGA